Molecule: messenger RNA, 540 nt
Organism: Lathyrus sativus (Indian pea)
Lineage: Eukaryota; Viridiplantae; Streptophyta; Magnoliopsida; Fabales; Fabaceae
Source: the annotation of a GenBank genome assembly
AUGUUUUGUUCAUCAUGCAACCUUUCUAUAACCAAACUCAUUGUUGUUACUACUGCCACCCUUCCCCAAAACUCUGAUUCUUCUUCUUCUUCAUCUUCACCUCAACAAACCAAUCUUCCCCAAAGUAAAAAACCUUCACUAGGCCCUACAAACUCCACUACUUCUUCACCACCAAACAAGCUUCGCCAGCGAGCUCCACGGCCUUCAAUUAUGCAAAUUGAACGUGCCCUCGGCGCCGGAAGCUUCAGAGACGGCGAGCCUGACCUCAAAAAUGAGAAAGAUUUAGAUAUGAAGAAGACUACAAUGGAUUUGUUCUUGGGGCAAGCAUUUGAAGGGAUGGUGCAGAAAAAGCUGAGGGAAACCGGAGAGUGGCUUCAGGAAAAUGCAGAAACCAGAUUUCGCUCCACUAAGACUAGAAAAGGAAUUCUGGUGUUUGCGUUUCAAUGGAUGAUGCCAAUUUGGGUUUUAUCAUUUCUAAUAGCAUCUGGAGCCAUCAAGUUACCAUUUAGCAUCCCUUUUCUUGAUGACCUCCUCAUGUGA